GAAAACAACGUUUUUUCUUUAAAGACAAAAUUAUUUAUAACAUGAAAUGAAAUUAUAAAGCACUUUUUAAAAAAUUGUACCUAGAUAUGAACGUAAAAAUUAUUCAGGUGAAUGCCCAUACACUUUUCUCCCAACUCUAGAUUGGCGGCUGCUUCAAAGACGUAAAGAAAUAAGUAUUCGAAGUCUGAUAUGGCACUGGAAGCGAUAGACGAUUAUUAUGACCUCAAUGACAUCCUUUCAACAAAUGAAAAAAUACCUUGCAAAAUAGAAAUGCCAAUAUACAGACUUGGGUAUUUGGAUUCAAGCUCUACAAGUGAGCAUUUAAAUCCUGGGACUAAAAUUGAGUUUCCAUACUGGAUGGCACGAUCAUUAUGCAGCCGUAAACGUCACAUGGUGAGUGUGGAGCUGCCCAAAAAUUACAGGGAGUCUUACCGUGAGAUACUAACAGCAGAUUCCUCUGUUGUUGACCUUCACAAGCUGGGACCAUACUACUACAGUUUUGGGACACACUUGCUAAAAUUUGAGUUGCCAGAUUCACCUGAUAUUGCCAAAAUUCUUGUCAAGGCAUUCCAGGGAAGGUUUAGAAAAGUGAUGGACUCUUCACAAAAUGCUUAUAAUGAGGAUACAACGAAACUCACUGAGAAACUGGAUGAGUCGGAGAGACUUCUAUUCAAAGCUGGUCAGUUAGGACUCAACGAUUUCAUUAGAUGGGAGACAAGACAAACUGAAAAAUUGACAACGUCUGAAAUGGUGAAAAAUCACAGAAAAAGAAAACGUGCUGUAAUGGAAGAUGUUGGUUAAAGAACAUUAAUAUAUAAUAUGUGUUUAUUCGUGUAUUUAUUUUAGUUAUAAAAUGGAACGUUUUUGUUUCAUUCAUAAUAAUAUUAUUUGCUUUUUUUUCUGUAUAGGGAGGCUGAGAUUUCAAAUUUGUUCAGGAAUUUAUGCAGGAUUUUAUUUCAGAUAUUGCAAUAUUAACAAAUAUGAUGUGAAACUUUUUUGAUGAUAUCGCUAUUAUUGUCUUUCAAUGAAUAUGCAUUCUUGCAUAUGAGACUGGGAAUUCGGUGAUUUCUCAUGCUUUGUUAAUAGUAAUACGCUACUGAAAGAAAAAAGGUGCUGUAAGAAAGUCAUUUGUUUGAAUUUUACUAGUAUUUGUUGAAUAUGGCAUGCAAGAAAAAAGAUUCAAUCACUCUUUGUAUGUGCAGAUUGAAAUAUCCAGCUCAAGGGUGACUGUUUUGGCAUUAUUAUUUAUUAAAUUUUUAGCUUGACUAUAUUCAAAGAAUAUUCCCAGCUAUUCUACUCAUCCGGAUGUCAGCAUUGGUAUCACACCUUCGUUAAAGUUUUGCAUGGAAGUAUCAUUUAAAGGCAUAUAGCUUUGAAACUUACUUUUUCUUUUUCUGGAUCAAUUACCAACCUCACUGGGUCAAGUCCCAUAACUCUGACAUGUAUUUUAGCCAAAUUAUGCGCACUUUUAGACUUUUAGAAAAUUCUGGUUAAAAGUUUUGCAUGCAAGUUACUAUCUCUAAAACUAAUGCAGAUAUUGAAUUGAAACUGUUCAUGUGUCUUUAGGGUUAUAAAACUAGGUGAUAGCAUCAAGUCCCAAAACUGACUUGCAUUUUGGCCAAAUUGUGCCCCUUUGGGACUUCGGAAAUCCUGGUUAAAGUUUAGUAUGCAAGUUACUAACUCAAAAAUUUAUGCAGAUAUUGAAUUGAAACUACACAGGUUUCUUUAGGUUUAUAAAGCGAGGGCAUACCAUCAAGUCCCAUAACUCUGACAUGUAUUUUGCAAAAUUAUAUCCCCUUUUGAACUCGAAAACUUCUGGUUAAAGUUUUGCAUGCAAGUUACUAUCUCCAAAAUUAAUGCAGAUACUGGAUUGAAACUCUAUAGAUAUUUUAACAUCUAGGGUAAUAUUCCUGCUUCGUGGACAACAAUUUGAAUAGUCGAGCAUUGACUGUCUUACGGAGUGCUCUUGUUUAACUGAUUCCCAUCACUUUUGUUUGCAAUUUAAACGAGCAGGCUUCUAAACUAUACUAAUAAAUUUUUGUUGUUCUAAAUUUUGUACCUUCAUAUGAAAAGAAAGACAGGAUUUUUUAUGGGACAACUUUUGCAUACUAACGCUUUUUAUUAGCCUGUCUGAUAUUUUAAAAAUACUCGGAGGUAUUGUUGUCACUCGAUCUUCGGUGUUGGUAUUGAUUAAUAUUUUUGUUAGAUCCAUUCAUUCACAAAAAGCUAUAAAGUUAUAGCUUUGAUAUUUUGUACACUGUUUAUCAUCAUUAGGCAAGUGCAUGAGUGUUGGCCAAGAACCAUAAUUCUGAUAUGCAUUUUGUCAGAAUAAUGACAUUUUAUUAAGUUAGAAAAUUGGAUUCUUUUACAAUAUUUGUUAAAGUUCACUUUCUGUAAGAGCUGUAUCUGGCCUAAAGUUAUAAAUUAAGAUUAAAGAUUUCAUAUACCGUAUUUUGGUGUGUAUAGGUCGCGGUAAUGUAUAGUCCGCAUCUAAUUUUUGCUCUGGAAAUGGUCGAUGAAAAAGGUAUUAAUAAACAGACUGGAAAUGGUAUAUGAAAAAGGUAUUAAUAAACAGAAUUUAGUAUUUGUUAGCUCACCUGUCGCAAAGUGACAAGGUGAGCUUUUGUGAUCGCGCGGUGUCCGUGCGUGCGUCCGUAAACUUUUGCUUGUGACCACUCUAGAGGUCACAUUUUUCUUCGGAUCUUUAUGAAAGUUGGUCAGAAUGUUCAUCUUGAUGAUAUCUAGGUCAAGUUCGAAACUGGGUCACGUGCCAUCAAAAAGUAGGUCAGUAGGUCUAAAAAUAGGAAAACCUUGUGACCUCUCUAGAGGCCAUAUAUUUCACAAUAUCUUCAUGAAAAUUGGUCAGAAUGUUCACCUUGAUGAUAUCUAGGUUAAGUUUGAAACUGGGUCACGUGCCUUCAAAAACUAGGUCAGUAGGUCUAAAAAUAGAAAAACCUUGUGAUCUCUCUAGAGGCCAAAUAUUUCACAAGAUCUUCAUGAAAAUUGAUCAGAACGUUCAUCUUGAUGAUAUCUAGGUCAAGUUUGAAACUGGGUCACGUGCCUUCAACAACUAGGUCAGUAGGUCAAAUAAUAGAAAAACCUUGUGACCUCUCUAAAGGCCAUAUUUUUCAUGGGAUCUGUAUGAAAGUUGGUCUGAAUGUUCAUCUUGAUGAUAUCUAGGUCAAGUUCGAAACUGGGUCACGUGCUGUUAAAAACUAGGUCAGUAGGUCUAAAAAUAGAAAAACCUUGUGACCUCUCUAGAGGCCAUAUAUUUCAUGAGAUCUUCAUGAAAAUUGGUCAGAAUGUUCACCUUGAUGAUAUCUAGGUCACGUUCGAAAGUGCGUCACGUGCCAUCAAAAACUAGGUCAGUAGGUCAAAUAAUAGAAAAACCUUGUGACCUCUGUAGAGGCCAUAUUUUUCAUGGGAUCUGUAUGAAAGUUGGUCUGAAUGUUAAUCUUGAUGAUAUCUAGGUCAAGUUCAAAGUGGGUCACGUGCCCUCAAAAACUAGGUCAGUAGGUCAAAUAAUAGAAAAACCUUGUGACCUCUCUAGAGGCCAUAUUUUUCAUGGGAUCUGUAUGAAAAUUGGUCUGAAUGUUCAUCUUGAUGAUAUCUAGGUCAAGUUCGAAACAGGGUCAUGUGCGGUCAAAAACUAGGUCAGUAGGUCUAAAAAUAGAAAAACCUUGUGACCUCUCUAGAGGCCAUACUUGUGAAUGGAUCUCCAUAAAAAUUGGUCAGAAUGUUCACCUUGAUGAUAUCUAGGUCAGGUUUGAAACUGAGAAAAAUAGAAAAACCUUGUGACCUCUCUAGAGGCUAUACUUGUGAAUGGAUCUUCAUGAAAAUUAGUGAGAAUGUUCACCUUGAUGAUAUCUAGGUAAAGUUCAAAACAGGGUCACGUACUUCGAAAACUAGGUCAAUAGGUCAAACAAUAGAAAAACCUUGUGACCUCUCUAGAGACCAUAUUUUUCAAUGGAUCUUCAUGAAAAUUGGUCAGAAUUUUUAUCUUGAUAAUAUCUAGGUCAAGUUCAAAACUGGGUCACAUGAGCUCAAAAACUAGGUCACUAUGUCAAAUAAUAGAAAAAACGAUGUCAUACUCAAAACUGGGUCAUAUGGGAAGAGGUGAGCGAUUCAGGACCAUCAUGGUCCUCUUGUUUUUAUUUUGUCAUGAAAACCACAUGCUGCAAAGUCCUUUGUUUCUAAGGUACUUGUUUUUGUAGUUGUUACUAUUACAUUGAACAAGUGAAAGUCUGUGAAAUCUUAUUGUUAAAUGGUGACAUCCAUGGCCCAACAAAAAUACGUUUUGGGUCAAAACCACCAAUUUUGUGCCUUGGCAAGUAAAUAAUUUCACAUUAUCAAACAAGCAAAUUUAUUGAAUUUGUAUCCCUGCCAAAUGGGAUAAAAGUUUCACCUUUGAAGAAGCAGUCUCUGCUUACAAAAUGCACUUAAAUGCAAUUGGAUUUCAGUUUUUUUUUUAAAGCUACUCGUUCUAAAUUAUUAAUGAAAACCAUUUUUCGAUAUUUAGUGGCAAUGAUUUUGACCCAAGCUACCUAAAGUGAAACUAUAACAAUUGGUCUCUAUGAAGGCUACCUAUUUACCAGGUUUAGUCUGCUUAAACGAUGUACAAAGAGCCAUAAAUCUUGUUUUCUUCAAGCAAUCUGUCUAAAACUUGCAGGGGAGCAUUUCCCUACAGCAUUUAGAAUUUCUAUUGUGUGUUGUUGAAAUCCAUGGAAUCAUGUCGGAGAUAUGACUGGGUGGGCAAUGGACUACCGGUAUGUAUGUACUAUAUAUCUAUAUAUAUAUAUAUAUAUAUAUAUAUAUAUAUAUAUAUAUAUAUAUAUAUAUAUAUAUAUAAAGUACAAAGGGCCAUAAAUCUUGUCUUCCUCAAGCAAUCCAGCUAUAACUUGCAGGGCCAUAAUGCUUUAUAGCAGUUAAUAUUUCUACCAUAUUUUAUUGAAAUCCUACGAACCAGUUCUGAGAUAUGACUACAGAUGGACAAACAAUGGAAUAGAAAUACCAUAUACGCAAAACAAAUUCCAAAGGCCAUAAAUCUUUUCUUCCUCAACUAAUUUGAAUGAAACCUGUAGAGCUGCAUUGCCCUAUAGCAUUUGACAUACCAUGAUUUAUUGAAAUUCUUCCAACCAUGUCUGAGAUAUGAUUCCUGAUGGACAGAAAAUGGAUUAAUUACGUACUAUUUAUACAAGUACAAAGGGCCAUAAAUCUUGUCUUCUGCAACCAAUCUGACUAAAACUUGCAGGACUGCAUGACCCUAUAGCAGUCCGAGAUAUGAAUCCAGAUAGACGGAAAGUGGAAUAAAACACUAUAUAUGUAAUAUACAUGUCCAAAGGGCAAUAAAUCUUGUCUUUCUAAUGUAGUUUAGCCGAAACUUGCAGGUAGCACUUCCCUAUAGCAGUUAACAUUUCAAGCAUGUUUUAUUGAAAUCCUUCCAGUCAUGUCCGAGAUAUGACUCUAGACAGAAAGUGCAAUAAAACACUUUAUAUGUAAUAUACAUGUCCAAAGGGCCAUAAAUCUUGCCUUUCUCAAGCAGUGUGGCCGAAACUUGCAGGGUAGCAUUUUUCUACAGCAGUUGACAUUUUUACCAUGUUUUAAACAAAUACUUCACACCAUGUCAUAGAUAUUGUUACAGACUGAAAACAUCAUAACUAUAUCCCGCCGCGGCGCCGCCUUUGGCAGAGGAUAACAAAGGAACUAUAAAGGUUAAAGUAUCUUCAGACCUUUCUGUGCAGUUGAUUUGUUUGAAGUUCCUCAAAAUAUUAUUAACUUCUUAUGCCCCCCUUCGAAGAAGGAGGGGUAUAUUGUUUUGCAGAUGUCGGUCGGUCAGUAUGUAGACCAAUCUGUUUCUGGAUGAUAACUUAAGAAUCCUUGGGCCUAAGAUCAUGAAAUUUGAUAGGGAGGUUGGUCAUCACCAGCAGAUGACCCUUAUUGAUUUUGAGGUCAGUAUGUCAAAGGUCAAGGUCACAGUGACCCGAAACAGUUAAAUGGUUUCCGGAUGAUAACUCAAGAAUUUUUGGGCCUAGGAUCAUCAAAGUUGAUAGGGAGAUUGGUUAUGACCAGGAGAUGACCCCAAUUAUUUUAAGAUCAGUAGGUCAAAGAUCAAGGUCACAGUGACCCGGAACAGUUAAACGGUUUCCGGAUGAUAACUCAAGAGUGCUUGGACCUAGGAUCAUGACAGUUGAUAGGGAGGUUGGUCAUCACCAGCAGAUGACCCCUAUUGAUUUUGAGUUCAGUAGGUCAAAGGUCAAGGUCACAGUGACCAGGAACAGUCAAACGGUUUCUGGACAAUAACUCGAGAACGCUUGGACCUAGGAUCAGGAAAAUUGAUAGGGAGGUUGGUCAUGACAGCAGAUGAUCCCUAUUGAAUUUGAGGUCAUUAAUUCAAAGUUCAAUGUCACAUUGGCCAGGAACAAUUAAAUGGUUUCCGGACAAUAACUCAAACACGCUUGGGCCAAGGAUCCUGAAAGUUGAUAGAGAGGUUAUUCAUGACCAGCAGAUGACCCCUAUUGAUUUUGAGGUCAGUAGGUCAAAGGUCAAGGUUACAGUGACCCGGAACAGUUAAACCAUUUCCGGAUGACACACAGUGAGCAAAUAAUUUCUGUUCCUUGUGCAAUUACUGAAUGCAUCAAGGGGGGCAUUUCGGGUUCUACGAGCUCUUGUUAAUCAGAAUUUUGUUUUGCUGGUUAACGUAUAAUUGAGUCGGUUGUUUAUAUUAAAUCUUAUAGAAAAGUGGGCCUCUGUGGGAAAGUGGUUAUGGUCAUACACUUCUAAUCACUAAGAAAAUACUCUGUAGUCGUUUGGAAACUGGGAUUGGUGGGUAGAAUUCUUUUAUAUGAGGAAACUGGGCUUUGGAAGGCUUGUGGUUCUACCUGGGUGCCACACCAUGCAGAAGAUAUGCCUACACUGACACCUGGGGUCUUCCUCUACCAUAAAAUAGCUGGAAUGUCACCAUAUGACCUAUACUUGGGUCGGUGUUGAUGUUCAGAUGAACAAAAAAAUUGACUUUGGUUCAUGAUGGGAUGAUUAUUAGUGUCUUCAUGACCUUUUCAAAAAAAAGUUCUUUGUCUUCAUGUUUUUCCAUUUUGCUUAAUGAUAUUGAGCUGACUUGUUUGUUGUGCUUGUAUAUAAUGUAAUAAAUAUAUACAGAAA
This is a messenger RNA of Mercenaria mercenaria, 7158 nucleotides long. Its product is annotated as DNA replication complex GINS protein PSF3-like. The transcript has 4 exons. The record is from RefSeq and is a predicted model, not a curated record. Bases 190 to 801 code for a protein of 203 amino acids. Gene Ontology annotation, biological process: mitotic DNA replication initiation. Gene Ontology annotation, cellular component: GINS complex. NCBI's taxonomy places the organism in Eukaryota, Metazoa, Mollusca, Bivalvia, Venerida, Veneridae.